UAAAAAUAGGCACUUUGUUGAGAAUCGAUAUCAAAAGCUCGCAGCCAGAGCAAAAAGAAAACAGCCAGCCAGGAAGGUCAAAGCGGUAAAAGUAAGCCAAAAGAAAACCAGCUAUAAGAACAUAUCUGAGUUAUCAAGCAGAUAAAAAAGCUGCAACAGAUAUAAGCAGGAUAAAUAGCAAUUUUGUCAGUAGAACGUAGGUUAAAAAAAAAAGGGGUGGAACCCUAAAUCAUAAUCUUCAAACAGCUGUCACCGGGUGAGAAGCGAAGAGAUAAACGGGGGAGGGAGAAGGGGGGAAAAAAAGGGCCAUCGAAACUCAGCAAGAAAAAAAAGGAAAAAUGCCAAACAAGACAAAACAAAAGAAGGAAAAAAAAAAAAAGAGGAACAACUCCAUCUGCUCAUUCCAGAAAGUGACCCGAAUCUCUGCUUCGAAACACGGCGAGUAACAAAACCGGGCUUUGCUACCCCAUGAAAAAGGACCUCUAAGACUUGGUAGACCAAAAAAAUAGAAAGCAAACCAAAAAAAACAACACCACAGCGCAGAGUAAACAAAUGUCAAGUGGUACACAAAGAGACGCAAUGCAGCCCACGUGUGGAAGCGCGAGAGGUUCUGCAUGUCGUUGGUGGUCCAUCCACAGAGGCCAGUGGAGCCGGGCGCGUACAGACGAAGCGGCUGAACAUGACUCACAAAAGAUGGGGUUUUGCUGGCCGGCUGGCUGGCUUCCAACAUGCCAAAUCAAACCAGAAGGGGAAACAGAUGGAGACCCAACAGCCAAGCACAGAGUGCCACCAUCCCAGUUCACACGCACACAGACACCCCGGUGUAAUCCAUUUGCCGAACGCAGGCCAUACCUUAUUUCACCUCCGGCUGGCAGUUUUUUAGGGUGAAGGAUGAUGAAUCCCCUUCGGUCAUAUGAUAAAAAAGGAGUUGUCCAAUAUGGAAUUUUUUUUUUAGCACAUGGGAUAUACCAUUGGAAUUACACGGCAAGACAACAUUCGUACCCGAGUUUGCUUAUGAAAACAAAGGAGGAAAAAAAAAGGACACCCGACUCCCGCAUAGGAACGAUGACAA
This is a messenger RNA of Coccidioides immitis RS, 1072 nucleotides long. RefSeq lists its product as uncharacterized. Bases 553 to 888 code for a protein of 111 amino acids. The transcript has a single exon. The record is from RefSeq and is a predicted model, not a curated record. Lineage: Eukaryota; Fungi; Ascomycota; Eurotiomycetes; Onygenales; Onygenaceae.